Molecule: messenger RNA, 1053 nt
Organism: Echinococcus granulosus
Lineage: Eukaryota; Metazoa; Platyhelminthes; Cestoda; Cyclophyllidea; Taeniidae
Exons: 10
Coding region: 1-1053 (350 amino acids)
Molecular function (GO): protein dimerization activity
Source: RefSeq, a predicted model, not a curated record
AUGGCUGAGGGGUCAAAAAGGAUAAUAAAAUGCAGACCUCCUGGUUUUAUUCCCCGUGAUUGGCAGGCUUCACGUAUUAGGUUUACGCAUAAUGAGAUCGAGCGUAAACGUCGUGCACGGUUGAAGUCGGAAACCGAUUUUCUUCACCAACAACUUCCAAAUGCCGUUUAUCGGGACAAACUUGCGGUUUUUAAAGCUGGAACUGAGUUAUUAAUGCGAUAUUCAAAUUUAAAUGGCUCAGAGGCACGAAACCUGAUCCUUACCGAUAAUGAAUAUUCGGAGUGCAUAUUAAAGAACUUUGAUGGCUUCGGUAUGCGUAUACGAUGUAGUGAUGCAAUGAUUUUGAUGGCAACGGGAAACUUGGGUCGCUGCCUUGGAUCUGAUCUUGCAAUUCCGUUUUAUCUCUACCCUACCAUUUUAACGGGGAAAACGCUAAAUGAACUGAUUUCUCCGAGUGAACUGACAGAAGGUAUUAUUAAGAGUAAUCUUUCCAUAUCUUCCGAGGAACGUGACCAACUUGCGAGUGGGCAACCCAUCGCUCGCAGUUUCAUACUUCCGAUCGUCGACAAGUCUAAGCCUCCUGUUGACUCAUCCAGAGCAGGCUACUGUCUUUUGGAAUGCUGUGGCGAUAUCGUUUUACCACCAUGCUCCAAUCAGAACGUGAAUGAGCCCGUGCUGCAGACCAUUUGCCGCGUUUUUGAGCAUCAUCUUCCUGAUCAGACGGUACCCAAGAGCAAGCUCUUCUCGUUACGCCUUCAACCCGACUCGCACCGAAUAGUGGAACUGCAUGGCCAUGAAUUACCAAGAGGUAUGUCAUCGAGUGAUAUGAUCGGCCACUCUCUGGCUGACCUUACUUCGCCAGCUGCUCGAUCAGUCACAGAGAGUAACCUCCAUAAUGCGGAACUUACUGGCGAAUCCACGUUCACAAUCUAUUUAGGAGAUUCCUCCUCCGAUUCGGCGCCUGUGCAUCAGUUUCUGGUGGUGACCAAGGCAAUCAUUGUUUCCAAUUGUCUCCACUGUCUCGUAGCAGACUUUUAUCCUCCUCAGCAAUAA